Molecule: messenger RNA, 2283 nt
Organism: Suillus subaureus
Lineage: Eukaryota; Fungi; Basidiomycota; Agaricomycetes; Boletales; Suillaceae
Product: aconitase family-domain-containing protein
Exons: 9
Coding region: 1-2283 (760 amino acids)
Biological process (GO): L-leucine biosynthetic process
Cellular component (GO): 3-isopropylmalate dehydratase complex
Molecular function (GO): 4 iron, 4 sulfur cluster binding; 3-isopropylmalate dehydratase activity
Source: RefSeq, a predicted model, not a curated record
AUGCCUGGUACAAUCACUGGCCCUCGAACUCUUUAUGAUAAAAUCUGGGACGAUCAUGUUGUGGAUGUGAACGAAGACGACCUUGCCCUCAUUUACAUCGACCGUCAUCUUGUCCAUGAGGUCACGAGCCCUCAAGCGUUUGAAGGCCUGAAGAAUGCUGGGAGGCCCGUUCGUCGCCCAGACUGUACUCUUGCCACUGUAGAUCAUAACAUCCCCACCAUUUCCCGGAAAAGCUACAAGUCUGUGAAUACCUUUGUCGCCGAACCCGAUUCGCGUGCGCAGGUCAUGCAACUGGAAGAGAACGUCAAAGACUUUGGGUUGUCCUAUUUUGGGCUAUCUGACAAGCGCCAAGGCAUAGUGCAUAUCAUUGGACCCGAACAAGGCUUCACGUUGCCUGGCAUCACUUGCGUGUGCGGUGACUCACACACUUCAACACAUGGUGCCUUUGGUUCCCUGGCGUUCGGUAUUGGAACCUCCGAGGUAGAACAUGUCCUCGCUACCCAAACUCUUUUGCAGAGGAAAGGCAAAAAUAUGCGCAUCACUGUCGAUGGUGAGCUUGUCGAAGGUGUUGGCUCAAAAGAUGUCAUUUUACACAUCAUCGGUGUCAUCGGAACUGCUGGUGGUACCGGAAGUGUUAUCGAGUACGCUGGUUCGGUAUUCCGCAACAUGAGCAUGGAGGCUCGCAUGAGUGUUUGCAAUAUGAGCAUCGAGGCCGGUGCUCGUGCAGGCAUGAUUGCACCCGACGAUGUCACUUUUGCAUAUUUGCGGAACCGUCCCCUCGCUCCCAAGGGCGAGGAAUGGGACCGUGCAGAGGCAUACUGGAAGACUCUCAGGAGUGACGAGGGCGCUAAGUUUGACAUUGAGGUCAAUAUUAACGCCGCAGAUAUCCCUCCUACCGUCACCUGGGGUACCUCCCCCCAGGAUGUUGUCGCGAUUACUGGCAAAGUCCCCAAUCCGUCCACCAUAUCUGACCCUUCGAAACGUGCAUCGGCCGAGCGGGCCUUAGCUUAUAUGGGCCUGCAGGCAAACACGCCCAUGGAGGACAUUUCUCUUCAGAAAGUGUUCAUCGGGUCCUGCACAAACAGCCGCAUAGAAGAUCUUCGAUCCGCCGCCCGGAUCGUCCUUGCCGCCGGUCCCGAUGCUAAGGUCGCCUCAAAUGUACAGGCCAUGGUUGUUCCCGGAUCUGGUCUGAUCAAACAACACGCUGAGGCGGAAGGGUUAGACGCCAUUUUCAAGCGUGCAGGGUUUGACUGGCGUGAGGCCGGUUGCUCAAUGUGCCUGGGCAUGAAUCCAGAUCAGUUGGCCCCUGGUGAGCGCUGCGCUAGUACUAGCAAUCGCAACUUCGAAGGCCGUCAGGGUGCCGGUGGUCGCACACACCUCGUCAGCCCUGCUAUGGCUGCGGCAGCAGCUAUGACGGGCAAGCUGACAGACGUUCGCAAGUUUUUCGGCGCAGAUGCAGAGGAAAAGGUUGCUGCUGGUCCUAAGUUGACUCUCGCGAGUGCCCUCGACUUCUUGACUGAGUUUACCGGACCUGCGACCGAGUCAGAGCGCCCAUCGCACACUCAGACCGCAAUUCCUACCUCUUUGCCGCCUGCUUCUUCUGGCUCCGGAGUCCUGAAGUUCGUUAUUGUGAAAGGCAUUGCUGCAUCUUUGCAUAACGACAAUGUUGACACCGACAUGAUCAUCCCGAAACAGUUUUUGAAAACUUUGAAGCGGACCGGUCUUGCCAACGCUUUGUUCUUCGCUCAGCGCUUCGACCCGAAAACCGGGGAAAAGACGGACUUCAUUCUUAACAAGUCUCCUUACGACCAAGCCAAGAUUCUCAUCUGCACUGGCAAGAAUUUUGGUUGUGGUAGCUCCCGGGAGCACGCAGCUUGGGCUCUGAAUGACUUCGGAAUCCGCUGCGUAAUCGCGCCAAGUUUUGCAGAUAUCUUCCGUAACAACACGAUGCAAAAUGGCAUGCUGCCCUUACCCUUGUCUGAGGAAGACUGCAAGGACCUCGCUACGGAUGCUGAGGCAGGCAUAGAGAUUGAGGUGGAUCUCGAGAAGCAGGAAGUUAGACGUAGUGGAAAGCCGGCUAUCACGUUCAGCAUCGAUCCAUUUAGGCGACACUGCCUUGUCAACGGGUUGGACGAUAUCGGCCUGACUCUGCAGAGGGGGGAGGCCAUUGCUUCAUUUGAGGAGAAACGCAGUGCUCUCUGGUCGUGGUUAGAUGGAUUCGGAUACCAGGGUCAGAAGAUCCCUGUUGCAGGUAUAAAACCAGGCAAGAAGAUGGAAUGGUAA